AUGUCUAGUCCACUUUUCAAUAUACCCCAGAAUAAGAAUUCUAACUAUAAUAAGUUUCCUAAUUUAUCGAUUCCAUCACCAAUUUCCAUUAAUAAUAAUAAUCUUAAUCUUAAUAAUAAUAAUAGUAAUAAUGUUCAUAUACCCAAUUACCAACCCCCUCUACCCAAUAAGAAUGUCAGUGGGGGUCCCAGAAGAAAACCGCCACCAAUUGAUUUUCUGAGAAUUGAUGGAUCCCAUUCAUUUACUCCAAGUACCAAUUCACCCCAACCUUCUAUGAAUGAUGUAUAUACUACUAAUACGCCAAUUUUAAAUUUUUCUAAUGACUCUAAUGAUAAAAGCUUGCACGAAAAAGACAUUGAUGAAUUAAAUCCCGAUGAUUGGAAUCUUCUUGCUAAUACAAAUCAAAUUAUCGAAUUAAAUAAGUUGGGUGAAGGUAAUGGUGGUUCAGUAUCAAAAUGUAAAUUAAGUCAUGGUUCUAAGAUAUUUGCUUUGAAAUUGAUUAACGCUGAUCCCAAUCCUGAUAUCCAAAAACAAAUUAUUAGAGAAUUACAAUAUAAUCGUUCUUGUACUUCUUCAAAUAUAGUUAAAUAUUAUGGUACUUUUAUGGUGGAAAAACAAUCAAUGAUUGGUAUUGCAAUGGAAUUUAUGGCCGGUAAAUCUUUAGAUGCCAUCUACAAAAAGGCAAUCCAAUUAGAUCCAACUAAUCGUAUAAAUGAAAAAGUCUUGGGUAAAAUUGCUGAAUCGGUUUUAAAUGGAUUAAACUAUUUACAUCAACAAAGAAUUAUUCAUCGUGAUAUUAAACCUUCGAAUAUCUUAUUAGACACAAAGGGUAAUGUUAAAUUAUGUGAUUUCGGUGUUAGUCGGGAAGUUGUUAAUUCUUUAGCAACUACGUUUGUUGGUACCCAAUAUUAUAUGGCCCCCGAAAGAAUUAUGGGUAAACCUUAUACUAUAACCUGUGACGUUUGGUCUUUGGGCUUGACUCUUUUGGAAGUGGCCAGUGCUAAAUUCCCGUUUGAAAUGGAUGGUGGUAAUGAUAUGUUUGGUGCCAUUGAAUUAUUAUCUUUAAUUUUGGAAUACGAACCAAAAUUAGAAGAUAUACCCGACGAAGGCAUUCACUGGUCGGAUUCUUUUAAAAAUUUCAUCCAAUAUUGUUUGAAGAAAAAUAGUGAUGAAAGACCAAGUCCAAGACAAAUGUUACAACAUCCUUGGUGCAUCGGUCAAAGAGAUGUAAAAGUCCGUAUGGAUAAGUUUGUCAAGAGAUUGUGGGGGGAUCUUGAAUAA
Hyphopichia burtonii NRRL Y-1933 is the source of this 1281-nucleotide messenger RNA. It is a transcript of the gene MKK2, whose product is annotated as mitogen-activated protein kinase kinase. Gene Ontology annotation, molecular function: ATP binding; protein kinase activity. Bases 1 to 1281 code for a protein of 426 amino acids. The record is from RefSeq and is a predicted model, not a curated record. Gene Ontology annotation, biological process: protein phosphorylation. NCBI's taxonomy places the organism in Eukaryota, Fungi, Ascomycota, Pichiomycetes, Serinales, Debaryomycetaceae. The transcript has a single exon.